GACAACAUGACGUUUGGUCAUCACCUAGUUAUUCAGCAUCAGGCUGAUGACCAUUAGCAACACUUUAGAGACGGUGACCAAAGUAGGAAGGUCACAAAAAUGUGCUUCGCACUUGACAGUCUUGUAGAGAUGGUUACCAGUUCAGAGUAUUGAGUUAGUACUGCUGGGAUUGUGUUCUGGAAGGCAAAAAGAGUGAUAAAGAUGGAGAGUGUUUGAGAAAAACAGGGAAAGAGAGAUACAGAGAGAAAAAGUGAGAGAGGGGGAAAGAAAGAUCGAGAUGUAGGCUAGAGUGUGAGAAAAAGAGGAGGAGAGAGUAGGUUGUGUUAUUGGUAUUUGGUUGAUUCUGUUCUUACUGUGGCUUCAGUGUGUUGUUGAAGUGGAUAGAAACAAAGCUCUGCUCCAGUGAGCCAGCUGAGCUGAGGAGAACAUCGAGUGAGGGUGGAUUAAACUGUAGAAACACUCACAGCAUCACUGAGCAUUCCUGCAUACACUGGAGAGGUUGUCAAGCUGACCACUGGUUUAAGACUGAGAGUAGUGUUUUUUUUAAAUGUGUUUUAUAGGUUUUAAUGCUGGAUGGAGGGCUGAGAAAAGUUGUAGUGAGUUGAGGAAGCGCUUUUGAAAGCUACUCUGACAUACAGUUGCAGGUAUUUUGUAUAGCUGGAAUGCCCCCCUGGAACUCAAAAAGUCAGAGUUUACAGGCCAUUCACAUUACAAGAGACAGAGAUGUAUCCAGGGUAUGCCAUUUUAGCCAAUUUGGGCCACUAAAACUAACUGUGCUUUGUAUACAUUUUGUUUAGCAUAUGGAGUAGAUAUGGUGGCUUUUGUUGAAAUAGAAAAUGCAAGCAGAAAGAAAAACAUAAAAAACAUAAAAAACAAACACAUUCAGCAGAUUAAUUGAACACCUUUAAUGGUAGGCAUACUGCCUCAUUUAUCACAGCAUGCCCAAAAUGAACGACUGAUCCCAAAUGUUGGACACAGAACAAAAGUGGAGCAUUAAAAGAUUAAAAAGCCAGUCCUGCCAUGGCACUCGCAUCCACCUCACUUAAAGAUCCAUCAUUUAUCCAGAUUUGAAUGGCUUUUUAACAGCAGUGAGUUAACUGUGUCUAGGGGUUAUUCUUCAAUACAUGUACCCUCACCAGAGACUUCACUCACUUUCACCACUCAGCUCGGGACUGAAAUAUUUACAUGUUCUAAUUGUCCACUUAGUCACAGAAUAUUAAUACUAUAACCCAGACAGCCCAAGCAAUGAACUUAGGGGUCAGUCAAUUGAAAUAAUUGUAUGGACAAAACCUGACAGCUGGUAAAACACUGAAGCCCUUUAUGGAAAAGGAUUUUAAUGGACCACAAUGAAUAAUCAGUGAGCUAAUGAUUUCAGGGCAGCAGUGACGUUGGUCAUGGAAAUCGACAGGGUUCUAAAAAGUGCAGGCAAAAGCAAACGCUCCAUAGCUGGUCUCUGAAAGAGAAGGAGCCUGGGGGCGAUAGCUGGAUGCUGCAGUAGCGGAUGCAUACGCGCCCAACGUAUCUAUCUGUAUGGGGAUUGGGCAGGAUGCUGUGAGAGAAGCGCGGGGGGUCGCGGGCGAUGCAAUGCAUUUCAGUGGCGUUUAUGCCAAUACUUAUUGCGUCUGCUCUAGUUAACUUCAGACAAAUUUGCCUUGCGAAUCGAUAAUUCCGACCGACACCCACCACACACAUCCACAUAAACGCGAAUCUCUUCCUCCUUCAAAUUAAACCUAUGAAUUACUCGCAACGGGUGGCCGCUUGGUUGAGUUCUCUACCCGUGAAUGUAGUUCAAAUAAUAUGUGGUCGCUUCGGUAAGUUGGAGAUGAUAUCCUUCUGGUUGCUCUGUUGGAGGCUGCUGGUAGGUACUAGAUAUGUUAUCAUAUCCAAGUAUACUGUAUAUUUUCGCCACGGCCAGCUUGUUUUGAUUGGCAGCAUGCUCAAGGCUUGGAUGGGUACAUAAAUCGCAUGGAUUUUGCUCGGCUACGGCACAGAGCCACAGCUGGAGUGAAGAGGAUAAAGGGGAAUGAAGUGAGAGAGAGCUGCAGUGCCAGUGCCAGCGACACUCCACAAGAGAAACAACAAGAACAAGAAUCCCACUCUGGGGCCGUAGCCAUGGAGACCAGCCAGCUUUCAGAGAUGGACGACCUAACAGACUAUAAAAUGGAUUCUGGGGAAACGGAGGACCAGAGACGCCUGCUUAGUGAGAGCGAGGAAGAAUGUGACCAAGAACCUUUCGCAGAAUACAGAGGAACAAAAGAGAACAUAAAAACGUCAGUGGAUGAACCAGACGAGGAUGAUGAAAAUGAGGAUGGAAACAGAGAGGAGGGGAUUCUCAACUUUGGGACAGGACAAGAUGACUUCAGUCUAAAAGAGUUACUCAACUCCUCAAGUAUAUUUGAGAGUGAACCCGUUUGCAAGGUGGAAGACCUGCUUGCAGAAGAUGACGUGGACAACUCUGCUCCAUCAGAAGUGACGGUGACACAAGAGUCCAUCUUGGAGCAGCUUAUCCGAGAGGAGGUCUCCUCUGACGUUUCUACGGGGUCCUGUCAUGACCUUGACCGAGACGACCUGAGUGACUGUCUGCAGGUAGAAAUGGCCAUCGUGUCAUCAGACAGCGAGACUGACGACCAAUGGAGGUCCACUUUUGCAUCUACAGUCAACAAGGAAGAAAGGUGUGACGGAAAUGCUCAAGAUGCUUUCGAGAAGGAUAAAGCUGCAGGGGAGGCAGAGAAUGGGACCAAGGAUGAAACUGCAGAUAGUCCUCACGAGCUUGAACAACCCGAUUGCCCCACAGAAUGUGAGAUCCAAGACCAAGAUAUGUCCUCUGGCCAGUUCAAGGUCUUAUCAGAGAUUCCAGAGGAUGAGGAAGAGGCCAGCCAAGGCGGAGCUUGCAAAGUACGUCGUUCUACAUCUGCAAGCUCUUCUGUAAGCUCUGACAAGAAGGUUCCUCAAGACUACUGUGUGAUACAAGAAAUGACGAGCAAGAACGUUAGUACAGAGCAUGUGGACUUCCAGGGGGCUCGGAAGCAGUGGCGCCAAAUGGAGGAGCAGACCAAAGGACAGGUCCAAGUCCACCAGCCCACUGUCAGACAGCAGGGGAUGUGCCAGGGAGGUCACAGUGCCAUGUACACACCCGUCAGGAACAUCGAUCGACCCAGGAGGGACACCGAACUUGACAGCCUCGCCCUGGGUGACUUUCAUCACACCCAGUUCAGCCCAUGUUCAGAAGACUCAGGUCUAGAUGACCUCAGCUACAGGUCCCCUUACGAGGACUCAGACAACCCUGUCGAAAGGGAGAUACGACAGACCAUAGAGCGCGAGGAAAACUUCAGGCGGGAGAGAGGGAUCACGAAACAGGGUCAAGCUGGAGAAUCAUCUGCACAUCCCAGACCAACCACUCUCUACCCCGGCAAGUACGGGAAGGGUUUUUGCCAGGAGGUGGAGGAGAAACGGAAGAUGUUUGACUCUAGUGAUCCCGGAUGCAGGCCAUUGAGGUCUCCCGACGCAAAAACCCCAACCUUCUCCAUAGCCACCUCCCCCUCACCCACACCGAGGUGUGCGACCUACCACGAAAUGACCGCCCAAAACGUGAUCAUCCUGGAGCCAGACUCCUACCCCACCAGCCCAAGGCACCGCACCCGAGGAUCCCUGCUCUCCCCGGGUCCCAGCCGUUAUAGCGAGUGGCCUUUGGAGACGUCAGCCAACGUCAUCAUUCUAGAGACGUCCAACCUGAUCAUUCGGAGCGCCUCAGAGUUCUGCCUGAGCUCGGCCUCCUGCCAGGAGACCCAGGAGAGCACAUUUGUCAACAAUCCCUUCUUCAAACUGCGCUCGCGGAGCUCCAUGUCCCUGGUGGACCAGGAGAUUAAGAUGGUGAAGCAGAGGGAGGAGGAGUGGAGGAGGCAGAGGAGCCAGAUGCACACCAGGGAGAAGUAUGACACUGUUGUGGUGUCCCCCAACCUGGAGAACCUGAGCUUUGAUACAGCAGAAGUGCCACUGAAAUGUGUGUCUUCCCCUUCAUCCCCAUCAAGGACUCGAAAGCUGGACCGCUCCACCCUGUCAUGUGACCAUAGGUUCCCAGAAUCACUCUCCACAUUACCAAGGAAAAAGAAUACCAUGGCUCAGAGAUGGGAGGCAAGACUAUUUGUCAACCACGAACAAGAGUGAAGAACAUCAAACCUGAAUAAUCCCAUUCCAUAUUUCUACAGCUGCCAACUUCCUGAACUUUGUUAGAUGUUUCCAGUUCUAUUAUUGAUACAGCUUGAAUAUAUAUAUUCAUUAUCGGUACUGUACUUUUAAAGUUAUUGUGAAAUAAAAUAUGUAAUUGGUAUUGUAAGAGAUAUGACACAAUGUAAUGAAUAUAGAUGGACUACCGGAUGAGUACAUUACGAUAUUGUUCAGUUAAGAUCCUUACAUACUUUUUAAGUACUGUCUUGGUUAUACAACAGAAAGAUAUUUAUGGUAUUUUCGUAUUGUAUUUUCUUCUAAAUAGAGUUUAAACUAAAGAGGCAAUAAGAAUAUUAUGAUAAAUGUGGUAAUCCAAAGCAGUAAAAAACGAAUCUAUCAUUGUUCUAAAAUAAAGAAUGCAUAUUAUGAUUACCUGUAUAAUUAACGUCAUAUAAAAUCUUUAAUAUGAUAGCCACUUAUAGUAUAGGAUAUUCAAAGCUUGACUUGACAUUGCCAUUUUGAGAUGCCUUUUUCAACUAUAUUACUGUUUUUUAUGCUUCACAAUGUGAUCUCUUUUGUUUGCAGGUGGUCUGGUAUUACGUACUAAACUAAUGCAAAACUCCAAGGUGAAUACUUUAAAGUUUAAAUUGCAUUCUCGGUUAUUUUAAGUGUUAAGGUGUUCCAUGGAUAUUUCGCUUUUGUUUUGUUUUUGUUAUUCUCAAUUGAUAAUUCUGCAUCAAAAUAAAGUUGUAUUGACAUUAA
This is a messenger RNA of Salmo salar (Atlantic salmon), 4926 nucleotides long. The record is from RefSeq and is a predicted model, not a curated record. Lineage: Eukaryota; Metazoa; Chordata; Actinopteri; Salmoniformes; Salmonidae.